GCGACGCGGACGGGCUCACAGUUAGACAAUCGCUCCGCUAUCGCUACAACGCGUUAGUUGCGAUGACAUGACGUUUUGGUUGUUACAAGAGAUACAUAGCUGGAAUAGAAACUAUCACGACAACUGCGCGUGACAUUGUGUCGGGCGCCGGGCGGCCGGCUCCACGAGCUUACACCGUAGCGAUCGACGUGUGGCCGCCUAUUACACCGUGCAGUGUGGAACGAAUAUUUCAUCGCAAUUAAAAUAAUUCAGUGGUUUGAUAUGAAAUGACACAUAAUAGUGAUAAAAAGUCAGCAUUCUAUGUUGUUCAAUUCAUAGACCUGCCUUUUGAAGGAAUUGAUGAUUACGUAUGCGUGCCGUGCACUUGGAUAAUAGAGUUAAUACGCAAAGCGACAAUUAAUGACAGGGCUGUUGUUGCUUAUCCUAAAAACGAACAUCCUGUUGAUACGAGAGAUCGCGCGAAGAGAAAAGAGCGAAUCAAUGAUGAGUGGAGAUUUUAUAUGGCCACUAUCGAAUAUGAGUCAAAUUCUUACUAUGAUGCAGAACUUUGGAUCGCUACGAGAAAUAAUUAUGGAGCUGUGGUUGAAGAAACAUCAAAAGUAACAGAUAUACAACCAGAGCUUUCGAUAAACAAGAAAUUGCGCAGCGUCAAUAAAAACCAUUCGUCAGAACUCAAUGAUAAUUUUCGGAAACCACUGCCCGGAACAUCAAUCAAGCGACCAUCAAAGUCAAAAUCGAGGAAAGAAAUUAAUGAACAACGGUUGAAACUAGAUGAAUCUGCUCAGUCAUCCAGUGCGGUUGUUAAUGACGCCAAAGUAGAGCCUCGAUCUCCAAAAAGAAAACAGCCGGUUAUCAUCCAGGAUAUCCAAUCAAUGGAAAAUUCUCACGCAGAAAAAUCUGUCGUUUCUCAUGCUGAAGAAAAUACUGAACCAAGGUCUAAAACUCCGUGUACUGAUAAAACCGAACAAGCUUUAAGCUCACCCGUAAAAGACGUUGAUAAACGUAUUGAAGUUACCAAUGUCGAUGACAAAGAUCACUCUCAACGUGUUAAGAAGCCCGAACAAAAUAAUAACAUGAGCCAAGCUAACUCUUCUAGCAACGCAAAGGAUUUGACAAUGACAGCAACGCAACCUUCUACUGCAGAUAAACAGAGCACUCAGCCGAAUCAGUAUAAUCAUCAAGAAUGUAUUCCAGACAGAAGUUCACUAUCAAACUUUCUACCACAGAUUGAGAAUGUUCGAUCACUUUCAAAUGUUGACGAUCACAAACUACCUGCUAAUGAAAUUUCAAGUCAGAAAGUGUCUUCCGAUUAUGAGGGAUUAUGCUCACCCAAAAUUAUUGCUCAUCUAUACAGACACAUGAAUGCGGGUCGACGUUUAGUACCAAUUCAAAGACCGGACCGGAAUUCAAUCGCCCAAACCAGACCUUUGUCGACGAGCUCAGUAGAACAACUACCAGUGGUUAUUCAGAAUCAAUCUCAAAAUGAUACACAAGUUUCAAGAACGCACACUGGAAAUAGUUCCAGAGACCAAACAGUUCCGCUCAGGAGCAUCGGAAUGAUCUCUCAAGAAAUUCAUGGACCUAGAAUCAAUUUCGAUCCAAGGAAUUUUUUUCAGAGUGUCAAUAAUGCUGUAGCUACUUCACAACAGCCUACAAGCUUAUCUCAUAAGCCUCCUAGCUAUAUCCAACGAUCAGAUGGACAUCAAAAUUCAGUAGCACAUGAACAAUAUUAUACGAACUCUUAUCAUAAUCAAUAUCUACCGACCAACCAAGAUAACUUUCAACAAGAACUACUUCGGGGUUCUACAGAGAGAAACACUUACGAUCAUCGACCUACAUCUCAAACUAUCAAUAUGGGGAUUCCAUCAAUCAGACAAAAUUCAACACACCUUUCGAACUCAACGUAUCAGACUCCCGAGGAUGCACAACAGGGACAGAUGCAGCCAAACCAUCUAAAUUCACAGCAGCAACCUCAGAGACCUCAACUACGUAUUGCCAUCUCUAUCAAGUCUAAAGAUAGGAAUUCUCUUCAAGGGGUCACAACGAAAACGCCAUCGCCUAUUCUGACAAAUUUUCGGAAUUCAUUACAGCAAGCAGUAACAACUAGUAUUAAUAAAUUCCUUUCGAAUAAUCCACAACUUCAAGCAAGAAUAAGUCCUGGAGAUUACAAUGAAGAUUUAACAACCAGCCCGCAGAAUGUCAUAGCAUCAGAAACAAGGGACAGACAAAACACAGAAAUGCCUAGUUGCUCUAUGUACCAACCAUCCAGAAUACAACAUACAGCACCCCAUGAAAACAGAUAUCAAAACCUAUGCAAGCAGCAACAGUUGGUUCACCAUUCUACUCAAACGAAUUCAAAAAGAAAGCGAGUUCACUUCAUUGAUGACGCUACUAGGUUAUCUGUGACCGGAAGUCAUCUAAACGACAUGGACAACGCGUGUCAAAUAAACGAGUGCACGGUAGAUGAAACUCUGUCACCAUAUCAUGCAGUAACUUCAGAUUUUGAUGCUGUUACGAAUCAGGAAGUAAUCUCAGAUCAUGAGAUGUCAUCAGACGAAGCACCUGCUGAAACAGCUAACAAUGCUUACGGAACUGCAAAUGAUCCUGGGCGUAGUUCUGCAGAUAGACCGACAGCUGCCCAAAACUCUACGGCAAGGAGCUGCCAGAUGGAUCCCAGAUUUAUUUUAGAGCAGCAAAUGUUGGACAACUUUUCUACCCUCUUUACUCAAAUGGGAUCUACUUUGCGUCAUACGACUGAUAUGUACAAUACCUUACGAAGUUCCAUCCUGGAUACUGCCGUGACAUACAAAAAGUUAUUGGGUGCUGUCGAACAAUUUAACACAGUGGGAAACACAGCUAACAAUGCAUCUCCUUCGAGCAACCCAGUACCAGAUGUUCCACAGCCUUCUGAAGAAAGACACACUACAAUAACAGCGAGUGCCAGUACUAGUAAUCAAAAUCAACAUAGUAAUGAUGUUGCUAACAAAACGCCGAAAAAGAAACCCAGGAAGUUGUUCCGGUUCGUUCUACCACCGGAAUAUGACGCUCAUGAUUCAAGAUGGACAUUGAACUAUCCAGAAUAUCUGCCAGGGCUCGUAGAACUUGUACCUGAAAGUCAAAUUUACGUCAGCUAUGGAAACCUCAUAUAUUGUCAGCAAGUAUCGAAAGAUUGCCCAUCAUUAGCUCGACGAUUAUUAACAGAAGUCUUCAACAGAAAUGCACUGAGUGUUUGUUCAUCAUUAAGUGAGACAGCGAAGGCUUCUAAUAGUGUCGGAUCUAAUAUAAGGCCAGAUUUAGAUGACCAUGCGUGUUCGGUACUGUUGAAUUUUGUUAUAGAGCAUGGACUCCAACGUGAUUGGAAUACUGAUCUUAAACCUAUCCUUGAUAUGAUACACAGUAAGAUGCAAGAGAUUCGAAAUUCAAGAGAUUCAAAUAUGGUAUAAUGGUUGAAUGUUGAUGACACAAAUUGGGCCUACGAUACUUUAAUGUGCAAGUACUGCCCGGACAAAACCGACGACGUCAAGCACACGUUUUCCGAGUGCGAACGCUGGAUCAGGCAACUUCAAGCAAGACUCUCAACCCUGCAAGUCUAGUGAACGACAUGAUACGAAGAGAAGAAUACUAUACGAAAUUUAUUCAAAGCCAACUGGUGCGGUUAUCUAUUUGAUACACUAGUACUAUAAUAAUUAUUAUUCUCUGGUAGGAUUCGAAUUUAAUUGACACGCUUGUUUUGUAAUAAUUGUAUAUUCCCUAUCAUAAACAAUUCAUAAGAUUUACUAAAUUUCACUAACAAUGUUACUUAUGUAUUAGAUACUACUUAUAUAUUAUAAAUGCGGAAAUUUGUGAGGAUGAAUGUAUGUUUUUUACUCUUUGACGGAGAAACCACUAAACUGAUUUUAAUAAUUCUUUGCAGUGAUGUAGCAGGCUAGUAAUGUAAUUGCACAUGAGCUAUAGAAAUACUAGAUUUAUUUCACGGGUUCGUCGACUGGUGAAAAUGCGCGAUAUACCUAGUUUUUAUAAAAUAUCUUGAAAGUAUCUGUCUGCGAUUGUAUAGUGCGUUCCAUGUGCUUUCCCUGUCGCAUAUAAAUGUAACGUUUAUAAUAUAAUUGUACCGAAAAUAAGAUGAAAGUUACAUUUUA
Molecule: messenger RNA, 4139 nt
Organism: Colias croceus (clouded yellow)
Lineage: Eukaryota; Metazoa; Arthropoda; Insecta; Lepidoptera; Pieridae
Exons: 5
Coding region: 267-3443 (1058 amino acids)
Molecular function (GO): DNA binding
Source: RefSeq, a predicted model, not a curated record